ACAUAGACAUUGACAUUUUAUUGAAGUAAAUGUGUAAACAUUUUCAGGACAACAAUAAAGAACGUUCACAUAGUUUCCCAUAAAUAAAUAAAACCGUUUGUUAUUUAAUUUCACUGUAGACCGACUGAAUGAACGCCUCUCUACAAAUGGCCGCGCGGUUUCGACGACUUCCUCUGCAGACCUGCGCAUGCGCAUUAACCGCGUCCGAGUGCCCGAUACAAGAUGGCGGAGUCGGUGGGGAGGGAGAGGCGGAGGCGGGUCCGAACCGAAUAGCGCAAAGCCUAUCGAGGACUCCGAUCAAACCUCUCCAAGACAGGACAAAUGAGGAGCUAUGACGAGUGAAAACCACGGAACAGAAAAGGCAGACUCGGCAUUGGUCAUGUCGCCCACCGAGUCCACGUCACAGGCGGCUCCCUUCUCACCCUCAACCAGCAAACCCACCCAAGAGCUGCCAGAUGAGCUGAUUCAGGCUGGAUGGUCAAAAUGUUGGAGUAAGAGGGAGAAUCGGCCGUAUUACUUCAACCGAUUCACAAACCAGUCGCUGUGGGAGAUGCCUGUCCUGGGCCAGCAUGAUGUCAUUUCAGAUCCUCUGGGCUUGAAUGCGGCUCCAGCCUCUGGCGAGGCGAUGAGCGACGCAGGUCUGGGCAACGGUCAGCGUAAGAGACCUCCAUUGGAGGACGCUCAAGCAGGCCCUAACAGUUUCAAGAGGCCAAAGGUUGAGAUUCCAGUCACUCCAACCACUCCCACUGUCCCGAUUUCUCCCAGCACGCCAGGAGUCAAACCCUGGGUCAACACCACAGAUGAUAAGCAAGGCCAGACCAGCGUCCCCGCUCCGGCUCCGUACCGGCCCUCUGUGGUGUACUGGGACCUGGACAUUCAAACCAACGCUGUGAUCCGCGAGCGAGCCCCGGCGGACCACCUGCCUCCACACCCUGAGAUCGAGUUACAGAGAGCUCAACUCACCACCAAACUGCGGCAGCACUACCACGAGCUGUGCUCUCAGCGUGAGGGCAUAGAGCCCCCGCGGGAAUCCUUCAACCGCUGGCUUUUGGAGAGAAAGGUGGUGGAUAAAGGUCUGGAUCCGCUCUUGCCCAGCGAAUGCGACCCGGUCAUUUCUCCAUCCAUGUUCAGAGAAAUCAUGAACGACAUUCCCAUCAGGCUCUCUCGAAUCAAAUACAAGGAAGAGGCCAGGAAACUCUUGUUUAAAUAUGCAGAGGCGGCCAAGAAAAUGAUUGACUCCAGAAAUGCAACUCCUGACAGUCGGAAGGUGGUGAAGUGGAACGUCGAGGACACGAUGAACUGGCUGAGACGAGACCAUUCAGCCAGCAAGGAGGACUACAUGGAUCGACUCGAGCACUUGCGGAAGCAGUGCGGCCCUCACGUGGCAUCCGUAGCGAAGGACUCCGUUGAGGGCAUCUGUUCAAAAAUCUACCACAUUUCUGCAGAAUAUGUGCGCAGGAUCCGGCAGGCUCACCUCACUCUGCUUAGAGAGUGCAACAUCUCAGUGGAUGGCACAGAGUCGAAGGCGGUCCAGGACCGGUUGGUGUAUUGUUAUCCAGCCAGACUGUCCAUCCCAUCUCCUCCUCAGCCGCGUGUUGAGCUGCACUUUGAGAAUGACGUGGCCUGCCUGCGGUAUAAAGGGGAAAUGGUGAAGGUCAACCGCGGUCAUUUCAGCAAACUGGAACUCCUAUAUCGGUACAGCUGUAUUGAUGACCCAAGGUUUGAAAAGUUCCUUUCUCGUGUGUGGUGCCUUAUCGAAAGAUACCAGGUGAUGUUUGGCUCUGGUGUGAACGAGGGGUCUGGUCUGCAGGGGGCGCUGCCUGUUCCCAUCUUUGAGGCUCUGAACAAACAAUUUGGAGUGACAUUCGAGUGCUUCGCUUCUCCUCUUAACUGCUAUUUUAAACAGUUCUGCUCUGCAUUUCCAGACAUUGACGGCUUCUUUGGAUCUCGAGGGCCGUUUCUCAGCUUCUCUCCUGCCAGUGGCUCAUUUGAGGCCAACCCUCCAUUCUGUGAGGAACUCAUGGAUACCAUGGUGAAACACUUUGAGGAUCUUCUGGAACACUCCAGUGAGCCGCUGUCCUUCAUCGUCUUUGUGCCAGAGUGGCGUGACCCGCCGACCCCUGCCCUGACACGGAUGGAGGCCAGCCGCUUCCGCAGACACCAGAUGAUCGUGCCUGCCUUCGAGCACGAGUACCGCAGUGGCUCGCAGCACAUCUGCAAAAGAGAAGAGAUAUACUACAAGUCUGUCCAUGGAACGGCAGUCAUUUUCCUCCAAAACAACGCUGGCUUUAGCAAAUGGGAGCCCACCACGGAGAGAAUCCAGGAGUUCCUGGCAGCGUAUAAGAUCUCUGGCCGUUCAUUGCCCUCACCUGGUCCUCCUUCCACCAGUACAGGAGACAAAGACUCCAAACCGGUCCAGGAGCACUUGGCUAAGAGUCAAGACAACAGCAGUCCUGUUGACAAGACUGCACCGGACACAACAAACAUUUAGACCGCGGCGCUGGCGUGUGGCCACGUGUAUGUAUGUAUGUUCAUGGGAAAGAGUCUAUGAUUGUAUGAGAGGUUUAUUAUUGUGCUGUUGGGUUUAGAUGAGCACUGGGCAUGUAAAUGUUCACGCUAGAAGAAGAAAGACUCAUGUUUGUUUACUUUCUUCCUCUAUUUUUUAAAUAUUAUUUGUUUUAGGUUUUUGAGUUAUGUUAUAAUAAUUGUUGGGUUUUAUAUCAGUGUAUUGAUAGUUUGGUCACUUUUAUGUUUUCUUUUUUUAAGAGAUGAUAAAUGUAGUCGAGUAUAUCU
Sinocyclocheilus anshuiensis is the source of this 2793-nucleotide messenger RNA. Its product is annotated as phosphorylated CTD-interacting factor 1-like. Lineage: Eukaryota; Metazoa; Chordata; Actinopteri; Cypriniformes; Cyprinidae. The record is from RefSeq and is a predicted model, not a curated record. The transcript has 16 exons. Bases 332 to 2491 code for a protein of 719 amino acids. Gene Ontology annotation, molecular function: RNA polymerase II C-terminal domain binding; mRNA (2'-O-methyladenosine-N6-)-methyltransferase activity. Gene Ontology annotation, cellular component: nucleus.